This is a messenger RNA of Parastagonospora nodorum SN15, 981 nucleotides long. RefSeq lists its product as hypothetical. Lineage: Eukaryota; Fungi; Ascomycota; Dothideomycetes; Pleosporales; Phaeosphaeriaceae. The record is from RefSeq and is a predicted model, not a curated record. Gene Ontology annotation, cellular component: peroxisomal membrane. The transcript has 3 exons. Bases 136 to 816 code for a protein of 226 amino acids.
ACUUGCGAUAUCUUCUUCAUUCGGUCAUUGCCGCCCAAGAUAACGGCAAACGUCAUCGAACCGAGGUUGACGCUCUGGUUUUGCGACGAUAACGAUACAAACACAACGUUCACGUUCACAUUCACAACUUCCAAGAUGGACCGGUUACACGCGCUGGAAGCAGCGCUCGACAAGAUCGUCCUCGACCCCAAAUACCACGACGUCCUCACGCUGGUAAAAGGCGUGCGAAAUGGCAUCGUGUACGGCUGCAAAGUGCGCUUCCCACACGCACUCGUCAUGAUGAUGCUUUUCCGCUCCGGCAGCUUCCGUUCAAAAUUGUUCCUCGUCUACAAAGCCACGCGCCAACACGCCCGCAACCUCGGCCUCUUCGCGCUCGUAUACAAGUCCUGCAUGUUAUUGCUCAAACACACUUCGCCCACAGGGAAGGAGCGACAUUAUGACGCCUUCCUCGCGGGGUUGGCGGGCGGAUACACGGUCUUCGGCCGCACGAUUCACAACUCGGUGUCGCAGCAGAUCGUCAUAUACGUCGCCGCACGUGUAUGUUUGGCCCUAGCCAAGCUCGCAGUGCAACAACGGCAUGCUGCUGGCAAAGAGGGCGGAGGUGGGUUUGAGUUGUUUGGAAACGGGGAGUUGAGGAGGUCGAUGGCGAGGAAUGGAUGGCCGGUUUUUGCGAGUUUGAGUUGGGCGAUGGUUAUGUAUAUUUUCAGGUGGCAUCCUGAGAGCGUGCAGAGCAGUUUGAGGAGUAGUAUGAGCUAUAUUUAUGUUCAGUCGGAUGAUUGGGAUUCGUUACGAACGCUGGUUUGGCACAACAAAUGAGUGCGCGCGCCUUACUUGUCCUGGUACGAUGCACCAUUGGAGUUAUUUGGUUGCGAGCAUACGCUUCGUACCAUUAUGCACGAUGCAGUGUUGCAAGUCGAAACAUCGAGCACACAAGUCCUACAAGACUAUUAGAAACAUCGAUACAAUUCAUGUACAAUCAAU